AUGCAACCGCCGCACGUGGAGACAGCAAAAGCAGCGCUGCAAGAAAGCCUAUCAAGUACCUUCUCGUCCACGCCCGAAAAUGACCACAGUCUACGUGUUCCGUAUAAUUCUUUGCGUAGUCCCUCGAAUAACCUCCGCGUAAACAAGUGGGACGCGUUAAUCCUGGACUCGGAAAUUCUGGGACUUCUCAAGACACCACUGAAAGGCAUGUUCAGCAUGUUUGAGCCUAGUUUUGUAACCCGAUUUGAUGCAGAGAUUGAUGCGACAUUACAGACGCUUUUGUUUGCAUUCACGACGGGCCUUAGGAGGCCAACGCCUGGUAUGAAACUGGAGAACGUCCAAUAUGCACCACAUGUGCUUACUGGAAGACGUAUAGGGGCCUUAUUCAUGCUUUCAAUUGGGGUGCCAUUUGUCUGGAAGCGGUUGUUUCGCUACUUAUCGUCUGGUCAGUGGACUGUACGAGGAGUGCCCAUUGGUGGUGAUACGUCUGAUAACGAUGUAUCGUAUCGAGAGCGAGUUCUAGUAAUGAUGAAGAGGCUGGAAACGCUUGUGCUCACGCUUCAGCUUGUCAAUUUGCUCAUCUUCUUGCAGAAGGGGACUUACCGGUCUCUACCUGAGAGAUGCUUGGGGAUGAAGUUGGAAAGCAUUGCUCCGUCAACAGCCCCGCGGUUGAUUAAUUUUGAGUACAUGACUCGCCAAUUGUUAUGGAACGGACUGAUGGAUUUUGGCAAUUUCUUUUUGCCCCUUCUGACGUGGAGCUGCCUGCGUACGAGCGCGGCACUGCAGGGAAAGUUGCCAACUGCAGCAAGCAACCGCUCCUCGCAGUGCUGCCUUUGUGGCAUUUCCCCGCCACAGACACCUUACAUCACGUCGUGCAAGCACGUGUACUGUUACUACUGUCUGCAGACUGCUGUCGCCAUGGAUGACGAUUACCCAUGUGUAGCCUGCGGAAUCAAGUUUGUUUCGUCUCAGCAACUACGGAUGUAA
Messenger RNA from Peronospora belbahrii, 987 nucleotides. Lineage: Eukaryota; Oomycota; Peronosporomycetes; Peronosporales; Peronosporaceae. The record is from the annotation of a GenBank genome assembly.